This is a messenger RNA of Orbicella faveolata, 1234 nucleotides long. Its product is annotated as cytochrome c1, heme protein, mitochondrial-like. Lineage: Eukaryota; Metazoa; Cnidaria; Anthozoa; Scleractinia; Merulinidae. The record is from RefSeq and is a predicted model, not a curated record. Gene Ontology annotation, cellular component: respiratory chain complex III. Gene Ontology annotation, molecular function: electron transfer activity; heme binding. Gene Ontology annotation, biological process: mitochondrial electron transport, ubiquinol to cytochrome c.
AAUAUUGUCCCACUGAAUUCUGGGAGAAAACCACGUCCAUUUCAAGAUGGCGUUCAGUUGCCGGUUACGAGGAAUUUCGAAGCGAUUACAGGAUGUUUUUAAGAUGCAAUCCAGACUGACAACCACAGCAGCUUUAGAAGGGAGCAAAAGCAACCCAAAAAUGUGGUUUGCAUUUGGUGCCCUUGCUGCUGGGGGUCUUGCUACUGGUUACAUUCUUCAGCCGAGUGUUGGUGCCGCAGAUCUUGAACUUCACCCUCCACACUUCCCUUGGGAUCAUAAAGGUCUCCUUAGUUCACUGGAUCAUGCAAGUAUUCGGCGGGGCUAUGAAGUUUAUAGACAAGUUUGUGCUGCUUGUCAUUCAAUGGACCAGUUAGCGUAUCGUCAUCUUGUGGGUGUAGCUUACACUGAGGAUGAAAUGAAAGCUAUUGCCGCAGAGGUAUGGAAACAAACUCCUUUCAUGACUUGGUCAUGUACGCUUAAAUUUUGUAGUUUUGUAACAUACAUGUACAUAAACAGAGUUCUCCCGAAAAUAUGGUUUGCAUUUGGUGCCCUUGCUGCUGGGGGUCUUGCUACUGGUUACAUUCUUCAGCCAAGUGUUGGUGCCGCAGAUCUUGAACUUCACCCUCCACACUUCCCUUGGGAUCAUAAAGGUCUCCUUAGUUCACUGGAUCAUGCAAGUAUUCGGCGGGGCUAUGAAGUUUAUAGACAAGUUUGUGCUGCUUGUCAUUCAAUGGACCAGUUAGCGUAUCGUCAUCUUGUGGGUGUAGCUUACACUGAGGAUGAAAUGAAAGCUAUUGCCGCAGAGUUACUGACAACUGGUGCAUUUAAUUUCUGCCAGGACUAUGUGUUUGCCAUCCUUACAGGAUACAUGGAUCCUCCUGCUGGAGUAGAGGUUAAGGAAGACUUGUACUUCAAUCCGUACUUCCCUGGGCAGUCAAUAGCCAUGGCACCAGCAUUGUACAACGAGAUCAUUGAAUAUGAGGAUGGUACUCCUGCUACUGUUAGUCAGUUGGCUAAAGAUGUGUGCACAUUCCUUAAAUGGGCUGCAGAACCUGAACACGAUGAUCGCAAAAGAAUGGGAAUGAAGGUAAAUGUCAGUGUACGUGAAUGCAAACAGGCCAAAUUAACCUUAACUGUUCACGGUUACACUAGUGAUUCACAACGUACGUUGUAUCCCUUCUCAGGUAAACCAGUACAACUUAAGAUUGUUGUUUACUUAAGUGUGGCCCUGCAG